UAAAAAUAUUCGGUCAAUUUUGGUUGAAAAUCAUGAAAUUGACAAGUUUAGCAGCAAGGGACACAAGUUAAAUAGCAAUUUUUAAUAUAUUAGACGAAAAUUAAUAGAGGUAAUAAAAACAACUUUUAGCAAUGGAUAACUUAGAACUGUUAAGCGAUGAUGAAUUAAGAAGACGAUUAUUGCAAUACGGAUUUCCAAAUCUUCCAAUAACGGCAACAACAAGGAAAACAUUAAUUAAAAAGCUCCGAAAUCAUUUGUCAAAUACAGCAUCAAGUUUGCGUAAAACGACAUCGCUUGUCACAAGAUACUCGUCUGGUGAAGAAUCUGAUGUAACAGAUAAGACAAAAACAAGCAAAACAAAGAGACAAGGUCGUAUUACUGUAAGUGGCUCUCAAACUGGACAGCUUAAAACUCCAUCACCACCAUUAUUUAACAGUUUUUCACAACCACCAGCGAAAACAUCAUUUACGCGCAUUGGAAACACCUCAUCUGGAAGUGGACGUAAUGUCUAUGUUUCACCAGUCAUCAUAAAUGAUUCAGAAGAUGAUGAUCUUGAUUGGAGCUUAAAGAGAAGUCGUAGUAAUAAUAGCUUAAUAAAAAAUUCACAAUCUCGAAAUAUCAAUUCAUCUCGUACACUUGACUCGACAUUCGACGUGUCACAAAAAACAAACGGUAGUAAUGGAUAUGAUAAUGAGGACGAUGAGGAGGAUACAAACACAACGAGUGACUAUACAAAGCGUCUACUUCAAUUUCGUGAAGGAAAUGCCCAAAAGCUUCAACCGUCACAGCCGCAGCUUAAUAAUAAUAAUAAUCUACGUAAACGACCAAGCUACAUGAGUCAGAGAAUGUCCGAAUAUCAAGCAGUGAACGAAAACGACAUUGUAUACCAUGCCGAGCCAUUUUUGGAAACUGCUCACGUACCAUUAAGUUUGGCAAUAAAGAAUUUUAUCAAUCGUCUUGACGCAGCUUAUGGACUCAAGCAAACAUUCGUUCCAAUGGUGCUUGUUACUUUUCUUGUAAUCUUUUUUACGCUCAUCAUAUUCAUGUACAUUACAAUAAGUCCCAAUAUCGAGAAGACACUAAGUCCGUCAACAACAAUUUAUUUUCCAUGUGAUGGACAUCAUGAUAUGGAAGCAACUUUUGCCUGUAUCGAUGAACAAAAUUUACUUCCAUCCUUAAAUUUGCUAAAAGUUCUCGCGUCAGAGCUUCAAAAACGAGCAGUUUUACAGAAGUGUGGAAAAGUUAAGGAUAUAUCGAGUGUCAUGUGCGUUAAGGACUUUUGGCAUUACAUAAAUGACAAUCAUUUGUCGCAUCAUAAACAUAAUCAGGAUCAAUCAUCGACAACGUCUGUUUUGGAUGUGAUGAAAGAUUUACAUAAUAUUGAAUAUUUAGUGGAUCGUAAUAAGCAAUGGGGUAUAUAUAAUGUUGAUAACAAUGGCAAGCCAAUAUCAUUAGAUGACGUUGUAAAUCAACGAGCACAUCAAGCGGAAUGUUUUGCAAUUUUAUCACCAAAACUUCCAUUAACUUGUACAUUAUACAAUAAGCUACAAACGUUCUUUACGAUCAUUGGAACAUUAGCAAUUCUCCUUUUUGCGGGAUUCUUUGGACGAAAGUUUUACUAUUUCAUUUUGAAUAUUAAGGAGAAGCGCAAGGCACAAGUUAAUCAAAUUAUGAAUGAAAUUAUACGAUUACUUAUGGAGAAGACAGUUAUGGAUAAGGAUAAUGCAUUUUUGGUUGUGAAUCAUUUACGCGAUAAGAUAAUUGAGCCGAGUAGGAAGAAUGAAUUAUCAUGGGCAUGGCAAGAAUCUAUAUCAUAUCUAGAAAAACACGAUAGUCGAGUUCAUUUUGGAUUUGAAAAUAUCAAUGGCGAAGACUUUAAAGUAAUUCGAUGGAUUGACGAUGUAAAAAAUUUACCCGGAACCAACAACCAUAGCCAACAACAGCAAGGAUCAUUGCAACAACAACAACAAACAUCGUCAAGAUUUAGUUCAAUGAGAUAUAGCCAAGCACCACAGCCAUUUAAUGCAAGUUUGAAGCGUUGGAUGUGCCCAGCAUUUGAUAAGUCAAAUAAGAUUAGUGAUCCGCCAACAAAUUGCUUAAAGAUCAGAAACAUGUUUGAAAAGUACGAGACGAAUAGUCCAAAUCUACAGAGCAUCAUACAGGACACGAUAUUGCAUAAAGUGUGCGAGAAAGGGUGCAAAAUUUAUGAUAUUCAAUUAGAUUUAAAGACGUGCUGCACAUAUGUCAAAUGUUCAUCAUGUGUUGACGCGGGAAUCGUUCAUGAGGAAAUUAAUGGCUGGUGGCUUAUCAAUGGUGACGAUAAUCGUCUUGUCGUUGUCAAAUUCUUGAAGCAAGACAAAUAUCAUCAACGAUUUCCAAGUUCAAUUAAUGCAUGCUCGAUUAUGUAUCCAGCGAGUAGUCCAAUUCCAAAUAAUUAUGUCACGAAUGGACAUGAUUUUGGUGAUGAUAUUGAUGACGAGGAGGAUAAUGAUGAUUUUGAGUAAAUUAACCAACAUAUUUUAGAGAAUCUAGAGAGAAUGACUAACGACAAACUUUUAUAUAAUGUUAUAAUUUUUCUGGUUCAACUUAUAGGCCAUAAAACAAAACAAAAACACACACGCUCUGAACACAAAUUGCUUGAGAUAAUUAAGGAAAAAGAAAGGAAAUUAUUAAUGUUUUCAAUUUUUUUUUGAGUUUAAUUUUAAUUAAGUUGAAUUUAUGUAUUUUAUGGACGAUAAAAUUAAUGAUGUUACUAAAAGUUGUGAGAAGAGAUUUUGUUGCUCAUACAAUGAGAAAUUUAUACUUGCAAACAGUGAAAUUACUAACGGUUUACAAAGAUUCAAAAAUUAUUAAACUGAAAUGAGAUGAACUAUUUUGAAAAAUUGAUUUUUUUUCUGUCAAUCAGCUAGCCAAGAGAGCUAAAUUAACGAGAA
Molecule: messenger RNA, 2933 nt
Organism: Chironomus riparius
Lineage: Eukaryota; Metazoa; Arthropoda; Insecta; Diptera; Chironomidae
Source: the annotation of a GenBank genome assembly